AUGAAUGAUUGUCUUCGAUUUGACAUAAUGAAUAAAGAUUUUAGUCGAUUUAUCAAAUUUUAAAAUGAAUCAACCCAAUAAUUAAGAGAAAUUUACAAUCAACUCCAGAAUUGUUUUUCAUAGAUUUUUAAAAAAAUGGAUCAAAAUAAUAGGAUAUUGGAAAAUAUGAAUUAAAAACUACAAACUCAAGAUUACUUAGAUUUAAAGUAAUAAAGAAAUAUUAUAAUAAAGUAUUACUAAAGAGAAGAAGAAAAAAUUUUAAGUAUUCAUUUUAUCAUUAAAAUAGAAAAUUAAAUAAAAGAAUUGAGUAAUAUUAUUAAAACAAUGAAGAAUAUUGUAAAAGACUUUUUAAACGAGGAGAAUUAAGUUACUAUUGGAAAUUAAUAAUAAGAUACAAUUGAGAAAAUAAACACGAUAAGCUAAGAGAACCAAUAGUAAAUAUGGGAUGCUAAAAAAUUAUUUAUUGAAGGUAAAUUUAUUUGAAUAUAAAUUAGGGUAAAAAUUAGUUAAUGAAGGUAAAUUUAAUGAAGCUUUAAUUAAGUUAGAUUAUUCAAUAAACAUAUUUAUUUAGGAUGAUAGCAUAUAUGUGUGGAAAGGUAGUUUUAAUAAUUUUUAAGUGUUUAGGCUUUGCAUUAGAAAAUUUAAAUAAACUCUAAGAAGCUAUCGAGUGUUAUGAAAAAGCUAUAAAACUUAAUCCUAAGAAUGAUACCGGAUAUAAUAAUAAAGGUAAAAAAUAUUAAUUAUAAUUAUAUAGGUUCAGUAUUAAACAAAUUAAAAAAUUUUUAAGAAGCUCUUGAGUGUUAUGACCAAUCUAUAAAGAUUAAUCCUCAUAAUGAUACUGUUUGGAAUAACAAAGGUACUAAAAUUAAUAUUGCUAUUUAGGUUCAGCAUUAAGGAAUUUAAAUAAAUUUUAAGAAGCUAUUGAGUGCUUA
Messenger RNA from Paramecium sonneborni, 932 nucleotides. NCBI's taxonomy places the organism in Eukaryota, Ciliophora, Oligohymenophorea, Peniculida, Parameciidae. The record is from the annotation of a GenBank genome assembly.